AUGUAUUGGUGUGCAAUAAUUCUAGCCGCGGCACCUGCCGUCUUUUGCUCAGGCUUCGCUAAAGGGGCUGGCCAGCCUCUCCAGGCUGCUGUACCAAUUCCAAGCUCCUGCCCUGGCGUUACAGCUACGUCGAGCUACAGCCUCACCGCCGCUGAGGGAUGGAGGUACACGCUGCUGGCCACGGGCCUGUCAAAACCGCGUACCGUCCUAUUUGACACGGAGGGGCAUCUGCUCGUACUCGAAGCCGGCAAGGGACUCACGGCACACACAAUCGGCGCCGACGGCUGCAUCACCGCGAGCAAGACGGUGAUCGAGAAUGUCCAGCUAAACCACGGGCUCGCGCUGAGCCCGGACGGCAAAACGGCGUACGUCAGCGCCAUGCCAACGGCGUGGUCGUACAGUUAUGACGCAACAACCAUGACGGCGACGGGCCAGACGGUUGUUGUCAGGGGCAUGAACCCUAGAGGUCAUAAAGCGCGGACGCUUGCUGUUCCGCCAAAUAAUCCGAACUUGCUGAUUGUGUCCCUUGGGUCCGAAGGCAAUAUUGACGGGCCGGCAAUCAUGAAGGAGACUAGUCGAGCCAUCGUCAAGGUGUUUGACCUGUCAAAGACGCCGUCUGGCGGGUACACUUACAACACUCAGGGAUGGUAUCUCGGCUACGGCCUGCGGAAUGAGGUUGGCAUCAUAUUCGACGGCAAUAACAUGGUUUGGGGAGUCGAGAACAGCGGAGACCAGCUUACCCGGAACACGGGAGGCACGUCGGUUGACGUGCACAUUGACAAUCCGGCCGAGGAGCUGAAUUAUUUGGGUGACCCGGCCAAGUCCAACGAGCAGUGGUAUGGCUACCCGACGUGCUGGACGGUUGGCAACCCUUCAGGAAUACCCGACAAGUCUUUCAAAGUCGGAGACCAGUUCAUGAUCUCGCCCAACUCGACAUUUAAUGACGCAGCGUGCGCCGAGCGGUCGAUACCGCCGAGGCUGACAAUGCAGGCGCACAGCGCACCUAUUGACGGCAAGUUUAACGAGGACUUCACCAACCUGUACGUGUCGCUGCAUGGGUCGUGGAAUCGCCAGCCCGCAGCGGGCUACAAGAUCAUCCAGAUUCCGUUCCGCAAGCUUGACAACAGCAGCUAUGAGCCCGUAGCGUCUGCGGACAAUCCCAAGGGGUAUUCGGAUAUCCUGUGGACGCAGAACGAGGGCUCUUGCUCGUCAAGUACCUGCCUGCGGCCGACAGGUAUCACUUGGCAUCCGGACCACUCGAGGAUGUAUGUGGCGAGUGACGGGCCUGUUGGGGAGAUUUAUAUCCUGUACAAGACAAGUUAG
Molecule: messenger RNA, 1323 nt
Organism: Canariomyces notabilis
Lineage: Eukaryota; Fungi; Ascomycota; Sordariomycetes; Sordariales; Chaetomiaceae
Product: soluble quino protein glucose dehydrogenase
Exons: 4
Coding region: 1-1323 (440 amino acids)
Source: RefSeq, a predicted model, not a curated record